UCUUCUUUUAAACGUAAUGGUGUUAAGGGAAUGGUGACACAAAGGACAGGUAGUGAUGAAGGCUCGAAGCUUUCCGAAGCAAAUCAUAAUAAAAUGGCUCACGAUUUCAAUGCUCAUGACACGGCAAAAAAAGAAAAGAAACAGCUCAUCGUAAUGGAUCACCAGUCGUUCGUUCGAUACUGGUGCACAACCCCAGACUGCGCGCGUGAGAAGGACUCCUUCGAUGAGAAAACCACGCGCGAGUCUGAUGUGUGGGUCCCCGGGCAGGUCACGUGGUUUUUAGAGCGGCGUCGCGAGGCGUCUGAACAUCUUUCUGCCACUCCUCUGUUUUGAAAGCUGCGUACUGUGUCGGGUGAUCCGCUUCGAGCUGACAGAACACGUUGUUUACAGUAUUUGACAUACACCCAGCAUCAUGGACGGCGGAAUGACGGUAGUUACCAAUCCCACUGUGAAUGUGCGCCUCACAAACACCAUCUCCUCCUUUGAGGUGGCACGCAGGUUCAACAGAGGGAUUAGUAUAGCAGAACUAAAGGGGAAAUUGGAGAUGAUUGUGGGCGCAUCUCCCUCCUGCAUGGACCUGGAGUUGUUCAGUGUCUCUGACAUGUUCCUGCAGAAAAUGGAUGACGGUGAAGCUUUGCUGGGUUCCUAUCCUGUGGAUGAUAACUGCAGAAUACAUGUUAUUGAUAAAAGUGGUCAGAUCAGCGAGUUCACUGAUGUUUCCAAAGUGGAGAAGUUUGAACUACCAGAUGACGCCUAUGAUAAAAGAACGGAUUCAGCAAGGUCAUUCAUGAAGAAACAUGCUGUUGGUCAGUUCAAUGAGGAAGAAAUGGCCAAGAAGAAAGCUGAGGUUGCUGCUCGGAUGGCUGAGCAGGAGGCUGCUGCUGAUGCUCUAUCUGUUGGCAGCAGAUGCAAAGUGCAGGUCCCUGAGCAACCCAUGAAGCUGGCCACAGUCAUGUAUGUUGGUACAACUGAUUUUAAGCCAGGCCACUGGGUUGGUGUGAAGUACGAUGAGCCCCUGGGAAAACACGAUGGAACCGUUGCCGGAAAGAGAUACUUUGAAUGCGAGAACAAAUAUGGUGGAUUUGUGAAGCCCCUGAGUGUGACUGUGGGAGACUUUCCUGAGGAGAAUUACGAUUUAGAUGAGAUGUAGGACUGUAAUGUGACAAAGGUGGCAGAACCUCAAGAUGGUUCUUUCACCAACCAGAGAUUGACGUUGUAAUUUCAAUUUGUGUUUUGUGCAACUCUAGAGGCUAUGUACUAAAGAGUGGAGUCAAAAGGUCUUUUGGUUUAAGUUCCCUCUCACUAACGCCAACCCAACCUGAUAGAUGUGAAUGUCAGGUAGUACAUCUUUGUGGGAUGAAUAUGAUGAUAAUAGUUCAGGAUAUUUACACUAACAAGGUUUACAUGUAAACAGCAUAAUCAACAUAUGUGGUAUUUCACUUCAUGCACUUCUGUUCAAUUCAGUUUACUUGCUCUCGUAGUACUUAUUUUCAACAUGGCAGUUUUAUAUUUCAUCUUAAAAAGUCUAUAGAAACAGUUUAGAUAACUUAAUUUCUCCUCCAUUUAGUUGGUAUCAGUUUGAACAAAGAUGAUUGUAUAUAACUGUUUAUAACUGGAUUUUUUUGAAGACUGUUAGUGGUCAAAGGAAAAAGCCCCGACAUUGAUUACAAACUGGCAUUGUACCGUAUAUUCCAGACUAACAUGGCAUCACAUGCAUACCUCCAAUUGGGUAAAACUGGAGAAACAUUUUCCAAUCAAUGAAUAAAAACAGUGCUUAAUAGUCAAACUCAUUCCACCAUAUUUCGCUCAUUUUUGGCAGACAAUACAUUUACAGUUGAGGAAAGAACAAUAAAUCUCCAACAGCAGACUCGAUAGUCCGCAGAGCAACAACGCUGUUUAAAGCUACAGUUGUGCACAAAGUCUGUAAUAUAUUUGUCAUUUUCAUUCAUUUUGUGCUAUGUAAAACACAAUUUGUAUGUUUCUAAAUGGAAAUAAUGUGCUAUUCCCUUUCCCUGAUUAAUUUCCUCUCGUUAAAAAUUAAAUUGUUUGCAGUUGAAUGUGUCCUGCUUAUAUUGAAGUAUAACAUUUGAAAUGGUAUGGCUUAAUCUUACAAUUGUGAUAUUUAAGUGGGUUUGAGCAAAUGCAAUGUAUUAACUUGCGCUUCAUUUUAAUUGAGAUCUCCUUUAUAUGGGUGACAAACACCAAGAAAAUAUUUAAUAAUUAUGGAGUGAUGAUUGAAAAUGACCUGUAAAGGAAUUUGAUGCCAAAUGGUGUUUUAAAAAAGUCCUCAAUCUAAUACUAAAUGUGGCUAUUAAUUUAAAAUAACAUUACAUUUUUAGUGAAACCUAAUGGAGCUAGGUCUGCAGUUCCACUUUAGCAUGACACAUUUUAUGCAGUUUAAUUGCAAUCUUUGUUGUCACUUUUUAUUCAUCAUAUAGUAUUGCAGUUUGUUGAUCCGUUGGGUGGCUUAAGUAAUGUUCAUAUAACGGGAAGUUGAAUUCUAAAGUACACAUGUUUCUCAUCUGUUUAAAAUGUUCUCAUAUUGUUCCAUUAUAUGUAUAUAACAGGUUGGCUAUCAAAGACAUAUUUGAAAACACAAAAAAACAAACAUGAAAGGUUCACUCCAGUUAACUGACCUCUCCAUUAUAAUCACAACACACUGCUUUUGAAAAUGAAUGACAUGCCUUAUUUAUGUUUUUAUUCAUGUUACUUGUCCAAUCAUGUGACACUAUUGCAACUGCAACAUGGUUUUUCAUAAUCUGAAGUUUACAGAAGAAAAAUAGAAUAAUUAUCCUUUGUGGUUUCUUUUCAAUGCAAUGCCAUUACUUUUCUUUAGCUUUACAAACUGUUUAUUUUCCAAGGUGCUGGUGUUACUAUGUGCUAAAGAGUAAUGCAUAUUAAUAAAAAUGAUUUGCCAGUU
Cyclopterus lumpus (lumpfish) is the source of this 2920-nucleotide messenger RNA. RefSeq names its product tubulin folding cofactor B (gene tbcb). Gene Ontology annotation, cellular component: cytoplasm; nucleus; microtubule plus-end. Lineage: Eukaryota; Metazoa; Chordata; Actinopteri; Perciformes; Cyclopteridae. The record is from RefSeq and is a predicted model, not a curated record. Gene Ontology annotation, biological process: post-chaperonin tubulin folding pathway; tubulin complex assembly; cytoplasmic microtubule organization. Gene Ontology annotation, molecular function: microtubule plus-end binding; alpha-tubulin binding. The coding region runs from base 413 to 1150 and encodes 245 amino acids. The transcript is spliced from 8 exons.